ACAGUGUGUGUUUGUUCGAGCAAUCGUGAAUUUCGAGCUAAAAAAAAAUGUAUUUUUGAUAUCACAAUCUAUAUUUAAAAAAUAAUAUAUAAAAUAAAUUAUUUAAACAUUUAUUAAAACAAAAGAACAAUGCAAAAGUAAUUUAAAUCGUUUUUAUAUAAAUUUUUUUAACCAAUUAAUUAAGUUAUUUUUUGUCAAGUGGAUUAUUUAAUUUUUUUUCCUCAAAAUUAUUGACUGUGGUUUAUAGUGAAUAUAUUUUUUUUCAUGGAUAUUUAAAAUGAAGUGGUUGAUUGUAAUCCUCUGCUUUUAUGCAGGAUUUGCAAGUGGACGAACUGAAGAAGAUCAAACAUUGUCAAUACCACAAAUUGUAAAUCAAACAAUUCUAGCACCAGAUCAAUGUUUUUACAAAACAAAAGAUGAAUGUCCAAAAGUCAUUAAUCCAGAUGAUUGUCCAUGUAAAAGAAUACCAAUUUAUUCACAAGAUUCACCAGAUGAACAAGCUGUUUAUUGUUGUAAUCUUGAUUCAAAAAAUUUUGAAAGUAGUCUUGCUUGUGCCAAUUAUUCAAACCAUGUAUCAUAUUUACACAUUAGAAAUGCAACACUUGAAUCAUUCAAUGUAACUGGUGUAAAAUGGAGAAGACUAAAGUCACUUGCGUUAACAGAUGGUAAAAUAAAACGUAUAAAAGAUCAAUUUUUCAUGAUGACACCAACACAUUGUUUAAAUUUAUCAAACAAUGGACUAUUAGAAAUUGAAAAUAAUUCAUUUACAAGAUUAGCGUUAUUAAAAAGUCUUGAUCUUUCAUAUAACAAUAUAACACAUUUACCAGCAAUUAGUGGACGUGAAUUGUGGAUUGAUAUUUCAGGUACUAAUACAUUGUGGUGUCAUGAUAUUUCUGAAUAUAUUAAUAAAACUGGUGAAAAACAAAUUAAAUUUAACAGAGAAAAUGAAACAGUUUGUUCAGCAAGCAAAACUUGGCAUUGGUUUAAUACAACUGAACGAGUACCAUUAAAACAAGUACAAUAUUUAAGUCGACUUGAAACUGAAUGCCCAAGAGGUUUAAAUUGGCAAUGUCAUUGUAAAUUUCGUCGUAUGGAUAUUGUUGAAGGAAAACAACCAACAUUAGCUGUUGAAGUUGACUGCACUGGUAAUCAAUUAACUGAAUUACCACAAACUCUACCACACCAUACAAUUGCUUUAAAUGUUUCAAACAACAAUAUAACAAUUCUUGAUGAUCUCAGCACAAACCCAACAUACGCUGAUAUGAGAGAAUUUUAUGCAGAUUAUAAUAAUAUUUCAUCGAUAAAUAAAUUAGAAGGUUCAAAAUUUUUAGAAAAUUAUGCUAUUUUGAGUCUUCGUUAUAAUAAAAUAAGCACUCUACCAACUUAUAUUUUAUCACCAACAAUACAAGAAAAUACAAGUUCAUCAGCACGAUCCAUCAAAAUUGGUGGAAAUGAAUUACACUGUGAUUGUAAUACUGCAAAAUUUCUCAAAGUUUGGCUUCAAUCAAGAAUAAUGGAUGCUGAUGAAGUACUAUGUGAAAAUGUUAAAGAAAAAGUUGUUGAACUUGAGCCACUUAAAAUGUGUGUUUAUCCUGGUGAUUGGACUGAUUAUAUUUAUUAUAUUAUUGCUGGUGAAAUUAUAUUACUUGUUAGUUUAAUAACAAAAGUAACAUAUGAUUAUUGGGUAUUUAAAUCAAAAGGAUACUUGCCUUGGCCAGCAAAUAAAAUGCCAAAAUUACCUUGUGAUUGGCUGUGUGAAAUGGAUUAAUUUACGUUAAUUAAAUCAUUUUUUUUUUAUACGUAACUAUUAAUUAAUUUGACUGAUUUUUUUAAAUGUAUACUCUGAUAAAAAAUAAUCAAAAAUUAUUUUAAUAAUAUAAUAGUAUAAAUUUCAUAAAUAAAAUUAAUUUUUUGUUUUUAUUAUUCAAAAUGUGUACAUUUUUUUUUUUUUUCAUCAGCUAAAUUAUAAUUAUAAAAAAAAAUUUAAGAUUUUUCAGUAGAUGAUUUAAUUUUUUUAUCUACUGUUUUUUUAAUUUUUUUUGUUUUUUGAACCGAUUCAUUAGCUGUUUUUGUUUUACGAUUUUUAUCAUUUAAUUUAUUUUUUAGUUUAUUGCUUUUAACUUUAUCUGUUUCACUUUUUUGUUUC
Messenger RNA from Aphidius gifuensis, 2146 nucleotides. RefSeq names its product protein halfway (gene hfw). Gene Ontology annotation, molecular function: protein binding. The record is from RefSeq and is a predicted model, not a curated record. Bases 278 to 1768 code for a protein of 496 amino acids. The transcript has 8 exons. Lineage: Eukaryota; Metazoa; Arthropoda; Insecta; Hymenoptera; Braconidae.